AUCAUGGUUUUGAUCAUUAUGCAGGCCCAGAAUUUGUAACCGAUAGGGCUCGCAAUGGACUAAAAUUGCAAAGGCCCGCCUUUUUUAUUAGGAGACGGCUCUGUCUUUCUGCAACUGCUGUGACGUCAUUGCCUUCUAUAACUCGUUCAUCUUUCGUAGGUUUCUUUGAUUCUAUUUUGAUCUCUUUUCAUUUUAUGUUCUUUGUUUGUACUUGUAAUGUCCAUGGAUUGAAAAACAUUCAAUAAUUUGGCUUAUUUUCUUGUAAAAAUGCAUGAAAAGUAAAACAAAAGAAAGGGUAUUGAAUGUUCUACAACUAGAAGACUUCAUGUAAGGAGAGGAAGACUACAGUUGAAGCGAAUUUUCUUGGUGUUUUUUCUAUGGUUUUUCUUUGAAAUUUUUAUUUGAUUAAUUUAUGGGGCUGCAAUUGGGUUUAAAGGGUUUGGAAUUUACCCGGAAGAAGAAGAAGUGGGCUGUUUUAUUGGCGGCUUUUGGUUUAACUAGUUAUGGUUUCUAUAGAGUUUAUCACUUGCCUGCUAUUGUUCAAAAGAGAAACAGAGCCUCAAAGCUUUUAGGAGCUUUGAUUUCCAUGGCUGAAGCUGUCUCUGAGUGUGCCGAAACAAUUGGAGUUGUUUCUAAAGAUUUGAAAGAUUUUGUGCAAUCAGAAUCAGACCAAAUUCCUAAUAGUUUGAAGCAAGUUUCGAAAAUCACGAUGUCCAAUGAAUUCUCACAGUCCAUAAUCAGGGUUACACAAGCUUUGACUGUGGGUAUUGUACGUGGUUAUAAAUUGGAGGCAAGAAGUGGUAGCAGCCUAAACGCCAAUUCUAGUUCAAUGGAUCAACUUAUGUGUAAGCUUCUUACUGAAGCUGGUGCUGGUUUUGCUUAUGUUGUUGUUGGAAGCUUUGCUAGGAAUUUGGUCAUGGCAAUUUGUUCAGAUGGGCAAUCUGACGGAGAAUCAAAAUCGAUUAACUUGGAAAAGAAUUAUUUUCCGAGAUGGCUGAGUGUGGUGUGUGGUGAUAAGUGUAGAGAGCUGAUUGGUGAUUGUAUUCAAUUGUCUGUUAGUUCUAUGGUUGCUGUGUAUCUUGAAAAGACUAAGGAUAUCAACACCUAUGAUGAAUUCUUUGCAGGAUUGACCAACCCUAACCAUGAAACACAAGUGAGAAACGUGUUGCUUACUGUUUGUAAUGGUGCAAUUGAGACUCUUGUCAAAACAUCUCAUCAAGUUUUGUCAAGUUCUAAUUCGAGUAAGAGUUCAUCUUCGGUCUCUUCUUCCUUGGCAAUUGAGUGCAGACAAGAAGAUGCAUUGUUAACUGAACUGGAAGCAAGGAACUCAUUUCACGAGGUUAAGAAUGAUGGGUGGGCUAGCAAAGUAUCAUCAACUUUAGCAGAGCCAAGCAAUAGGAAAUUUGUUCUUGAUGUAACUGGAAGGAUUACAUUUGAAACAGUUAGAUCUUUCCUUGAGGUUUUGCUAGAGAUACCAUAUCAAGGCAUGAAAAAAUGUGUUAAGGUUACUUUUGAAGCUGUUGUUGACAGUGGCCUUGAGGUAGUGAGAUAUGUUACUGCAAAGUCCUCAGUUGUAGCUACCAUAUGUCUGUCUCUGUGCUUGCAUAUUCUCGGUGGUGUUUGUGUCUUGGUGCGAGCCUAAUUCCUUUCACAAAGUCAUGGCAACCUAUAGAUUCACCUUUAUUUGUUUGUGUCUUAGCUGUAUUUUGUGUCCAACUCCUUGAAUAUCUUGAAAUCUUAAUAAAUAUCAGCAGAAUUGAGGAA
This is a messenger RNA of Durio zibethinus, 1764 nucleotides long. Lineage: Eukaryota; Viridiplantae; Streptophyta; Magnoliopsida; Malvales; Malvaceae. The record is from RefSeq and is a predicted model, not a curated record.